Messenger RNA from Hermetia illucens (black soldier fly), 3422 nucleotides. RefSeq names its product general vesicular transport factor p115 (gene p115). The transcript has 5 exons. Gene Ontology annotation, molecular function: protein binding. Gene Ontology annotation, cellular component: Golgi stack; Golgi membrane; endoplasmic reticulum. Gene Ontology annotation, biological process: transcytosis; intracellular protein transport; endoplasmic reticulum to Golgi vesicle-mediated transport. The coding region runs from base 120 to 2672 and encodes 850 amino acids. NCBI's taxonomy places the organism in Eukaryota, Metazoa, Arthropoda, Insecta, Diptera, Stratiomyidae. The record is from RefSeq and is a predicted model, not a curated record.
CAUUUGACGUGUACAAAUGUCAACAUCGGCAAUCCCAAUUGGGUCGAUUGUGUCUGUUUGUGCCGAUGCCAUCUCAGAGUUUCCCAGUCAUUUUUCUAUGAAAAUCCACUGACGGCGCGAUGGAUUUCCUCAAGAGUGGUUUGAAAACUGUCCUCGGCGCUCCGGAGCCCGGCCAGCAGCCAACUGGAGCGGAAACGGUUGAACGCUUGGUGGAGCGCGUAAAUUCCUCGACGCUUCUUGAUGACCGGCGAGAUGCCUGCCGGGCGCUGAAAGCCUUAUCACGAAAAUAUCGGAUAGAAGUGGGUGCCCAGGGCAUGUCAGCGUUAAUUCAAGUGUUGCAGAUGGACAGAGCCGAUUGCGAGAUCAUCAGUUAUGCAUUGGACACGCUUUGUCAGAUUGUGACGCCAGAACAAUUUGACGAGGAGGCUGACAACCCAACUGUGUCGGUGAAUGUUGGCGAGCAAUUCACCGAGAUGUUCUUGAAAAACUCUGAAAAUGUUACAUUGGUGCUGGGAUACUUGGAGGAAUACGAUUUUAGGGUGCGUUGGUCAGCUAUCAAGCUGCUAACGACACUAUUAGCGAAUAAGACGAAAGAUAUUCAGGAAAUUGUUCUUGUCAGUCCGAUGGCAGUCUCGAAACUGAUGGAUCUGCUGAUCGACAGUCGCGAAGUGAUAAGGAACGAUGCCUUGCUAUUGCUAAUACAGUUGACGAAAGGAAAUGCCAACAUUCAAAAAAUUGUCGCUUUUGAAAAUGCCUUUGACCGUCUCUUCGAUGUAGUUCGCGAUGAAGGUUGUUCCGAUGGCGGAAUUAUCGUCGAGGAUUGCCUUAUUUUAAUGUUAAAUCUCCUUAAAAACAACUCUAGCAACCAACAGUUCUUCAAAGAAGGUUCAUAUAUCCAACGUCUAGCUCCAAUGUUCACCAUUGCCCCGGAGACGGAGGAAAAUGGAUGGACGCCUCAGAAAGUAUCCAAUAUGCAUUGCAUGCUACAAGUUGUGCGUGCUCUAGUCAGCCCCAGUAACCAACUUCAAAUAAUUUCAUCGUGCCAGAAAACCAUGCGAACUUGUGGCCUAUUAGAAGCACUUUGUAAUAUGUUGAUGGGCAGUGGAGUGCCAGCUGAUAUAUUGACCGAGACAAUAAAUACUGUGGGCGAAGUUAUAAGAGGAGAUUUGAGCAAUCAAGAAUACUUAAGUACAGUUAUGGCACCAAGCAACCCUCCACGACCAGCAAUUGUAGUUCUGUUGAUGUCAAUGGUGAAUGAGAAACAACCGUUGUCACUUCGGUGCGCCGUGCUGUACUGUUUUCAGUGCUUCCAAUACCGGAAUGAAGUCGGACAAGCUUCGCUGGUACAGACUCUUCUCCCUUCAAGCUCAGAAGUAUCGUCUCUGACAGCGGGGCAAUUACUUUGUGGCGGUCUAUUCAGCACAGACUCCUUAGCCAACUGGCUCUCUGCUGUUGCACUUAUGCACGCUUUGAUAGAAAACCCAGCACAAAAGGAACAAUUAUUACGUGUUUUGCUAGCAACUUCUGUCGGUAGCCCACCUGUAUCAUUACUACAACAAUGCACAACACUUCUCCAGCAAAGUAACUACAAACUACAAAGUAAAGUCGGAAUAUUGAUGCUACUCAGUACGUGGCUAAGUCAUUGCCAAGUAUGUGUGAAAGCAUUCCUAUCCACCCCAAGCAGCGUGGCAUAUUUGAUUGCCCAAGUCAGUGCCAAUGAACACGAUGAGAACGAGUACCUCAUACAAGGACUCUGUAGUUUCCUUAUGGGCAUUUGCAUUCAAUUCAACGAUAAUUCAUUACAAAACAACAAAAGGGAGGACUUAUGCCAGCUAAUUGUGAAACGAAUCGGUUUGGAAAUGUUCACAGCGAAACUCGGCGAUGUCUCGAAACACGAAGCAUACAGCCGGGCAGCAAAACAGCCACAAAUACGGGCCAAGUCUGCAUCUGAGUUACUGCUGGACUAUGAGUUUUGCAAAUUGUUUAAAGCUUUGGAAUCUGUUAUAACAAAGACAGUAAACGGAUAUGACGUCAACGGACCGAAUUUAACAGAACUCACUCUCAGCAGUGAGGCUUCAGACCUCGUUAGUCAAUACAAGGACAUAAUCCGCGAACAGGACAAUAAAAUGAAUGAUAUGAAACAGAAGAUCGCAGCUCUAGAAGUCCAAAACGAGACCAUUCAGCGUCAGCUAACUGACGCUUUAACUGCAAACUCCCAACUCACCGAUCAGAAUAUCCUCCUCAAAGCGCAACUAACAGCAGCUGCCGGCGCUGGUGCUGCUGCUGCAAGUGCUAGCGCAGAACCCGAACCGGCAAACCCCACAACAUCGGAGCCACAUGUUGCUCUCAACACCCAGAUUAGCUUCUACCAAUCUGAGAAUGCUCGGUUAUUAGAAGAGAUUGAAGCUUUAAAAAUUAGCCUCCACGACAAGUCACGAAACUCUUCAAGUGUCGUUGAAGAAUUCGAACACCUAAAAAAGGAUCAAGAGGAUCUUCUUGAACUGCUAACAGAUCAGGAGAAGAAAAUUCUAAAAUAUAAGCAGAUUCUUCAAAACCUCGGUGAAAAUGUAGAUACGGAAGAUGAACUGGACGACGAGGAUUUCAUGGAGCGACGCGAAACCACCAGCACAUCACUUACUUCCACAGAUGAUCAUCCAAGAUCUGAAAGCUAAAGGACGGAGAAAGUUACAAUCGCUGGGUAUCGAUUGAGUUUUUAUAUGUAUAUUGUGUUUUAUUGAAUUUAUAUUAUUUGAUAUUGUUAUUCGUUCUAUUCGGAAGCAGAAAUAUUUGCAGGAAUAACGUUAAAGCAUGUAAGUACACACGGUUAGAAUUUCCACAUAGGGUUUUUAGCUCCUCGUUUACUCGAAGAAACUGUUUGGAAAGUCUUGCAUUUGUUAGUUGUGACAGACGAAUAUCCACUCAUUGUACAAGUCAAGAGAUUUCUAGGCAAAAUUAAAGUCGCAAUGCACGUCUAGUCUACAUCGUUGGAUGAAUAAAGUAUGAAUACGUCCCAAGAUUCAAUUUUUUGUUAAAGCACUAAACUUUAAAUAAAUCAAUGCAUCUAAAAACCAAUUCUACUCAUUGUUUUGGAAAAGUAUUUAAUUGUGGUGUGAGCUGCAGAAGGGUCUUUAUUUAUUCUAAAUUAAAUUUUCUAAAUGACAAGAAGACUGUUUUGAUUUUAAGAUACUUUCUCUGAGAUUGAAUUAACGAAAGAGCAUCGAGAUAGUUGCGAGUGCAUAGCUGAUUUCUUUUCUAUCAAACAAAUUCAGGAUUUAUCACUUAAGUAGAGUAAAAUUCAGUAAAUAUAAGAACGUACAACUUCGUCUGUCGGCACUUUAAAUUGGUUUGUCCUAAAUGUCAACAUUUGGCUCUUUUUUGUCGAAAAUGUAAAUAUUUCUCAAUAAAGGAUGCUUUAGUGGAAA